Molecule: messenger RNA, 3155 nt
Organism: Gossypium raimondii (Peruvian cotton)
Lineage: Eukaryota; Viridiplantae; Streptophyta; Magnoliopsida; Malvales; Malvaceae
Product: copper-transporting ATPase PAA1, chloroplastic
Exons: 17
Coding region: 101-2953 (950 amino acids)
Biological process (GO): copper ion homeostasis; monoatomic cation transport
Cellular component (GO): membrane
Molecular function (GO): P-type divalent copper transporter activity; copper ion binding; ATP hydrolysis activity
Source: RefSeq, a predicted model, not a curated record
CCGCGGGAUAUUGUACCGAAAAGAAAAAAAGAUAGGGGCCUCAAAUGCCUUGGACUUUCAUGGGAUAGUUUCUUCUCCAUGCUGCAACUCCAAUCUUGACAUGGAGUCAGCACUUUCAGUUACAGUGCCCACAUUGGCUGUCUUCUCCAUCCCCAGAGCCUUAAACCGUCAUUUCUUCUACAACAAUUCCUCUCUCAUCGCUCGAUGCAUCCGUUCUCGUCUCUUUCCUCAGGGCCGAGGAUGUACUCUUCUUGCUUCCCGCUCUUAUUCGUCUCCACUUAGGAGCUUGUGCUCCGCUUCAGUUCCCCAACGUUUACACCACCGUUUGGAGUGCGUCGCGAGUUCCGCAGCUUAUUUUGGGGCUGCUGGCGGCGGCGGCGUUUAUGGUGGCGGCGAUGGAAGUGGUAGCGGUGGCGGAGGUGGAGAUGGUGGGGAAGGAACGGGCGACGGGGACUUGAAGGCGAAAUUGGGAGCGGGAGCCGUUGACGAGCCAUCUGCUUUAUCUCCCGAUAUUAUUAUUCUUGAUGUUGGGGGAAUGACUUGCGGCGGGUGUGCUGCGAGUGUGAAGAGGAUACUAGAAAAUCAACCCCAAGUGUCCUCUGCUAGUGUCAAUCUCACAACAGAAACAGCAAUAGUGUGGCCGGUUUCCGAAGCCAAGGUUGUGCCAAAUUGGCAAAAGGAGUUAGGGGAGGCGUUAGCUAGACAGUUGACUAGCUGUGGCUUUAAUUCUAACCUUCGAGAUUCAGGUCGAGAUAAUUUCUUCAAAGUUUUUGAACGGAAGAUGGAUGAAAAGCGUAGCCGCUUAAAAGAAAGUGGUCGCGAGCUUGCUGUCUCCUGGGCUUUAUGUGCUGUGUGCCUCAUUGGCCAUGUCGCCCAUUUUUUAGGAGCUAAGGCUUCAUGGAUGCAUGCAUUUCACUCAACAGGGUUCCAUUUGUCAUUGUCUUUGUUUACAUUGCUUGGUCCUGGGCGUCAACUUAUCUUUGAGGGUGUGAAAAAUCUUUUUAAGGGAGCUCCAAACAUGAACACUUUGGUUGGUCUUGGGGCUUUAUCCUCUUUUGCUGUUAGUUCUCUAGCUGUGUUAAUACCAAAAUUGGGUUGGAGGGCAUUCUUUGAGGAACCAGUCAUGUUAAUAGCCUUUGUCUUGUUAGGAAGGAAUCUUGAACAGAGAGCAAAAAUCAAAGCAACCAGUGAUAUGACUGGACUUCUUAGUAGUUUGCCCUCACAAGCUCGUCUUAUGGUUGAUGAUUCAAUUGUUGAAGUUCCUUGUAGCAGUCUCUCUGUUGGAGACCAAAUUGUUGUACUGCCAGGAGACCGUGUUCCUGCAGAUGGAAUAGUCAGAGCCGGUAGAAGCACCAUUGACGAGUCAAGUUUUACUGGGGAGCCAAUGCCAGUAACCAAAGAACCAGGGAGUCAAGUUGCAGCUGGAAGCAUCAACCUUAAUGGAACUCUUACAAUUGAAGUACGGAGACCUGGUGGUGAGACUGCAAUGGGAGACAUUGUUCGUUUGGUGGAAGAAGCACAGAGCAGGGAAGCUCCAGUGCAGAGGUUGGCCGACAAGGUGGCUGGACAUUUCACUUAUGGAGUUAUGGCUCUCUCUGCUGCUACUUUUAUGUUCUGGAAUCUGUUUGGUGCACGAAUUAUUCCAGCUUCUAUUUAUCAAGGAAGUGCAGUUUCACUUGCCCUGCAGCUUUCCUGUAGUGUUCUGGUUGUUGCAUGUCCAUGUGCCCUGGGUUUAGCCACCCCUACAGCUAUGCUGGUGGGAACUUCAUUAGGGGCAACAAGAGGAUUGCUUUUGCGUGGUGGAAAUAUUUUAGAGAAAUUUUCUAUGGUGAAUGUAAUUAUAUUUGACAAAACGGGAACCCUUACUAUUGGCAGACCUGUUGUGACAAAGGUUGUAACUCCAAGUCGCAUGGAUCAUAGUGAUUCCAGACAACAUUUCGAUGGUAGUUGGUCUGAAGAUGAUGUUCUUAAGUUAGCUGCCGCUGUAGAAUCAAAUACCAUUCACCCAGUUGGUAAAGCAAUCGUGGAAGCUGCACAGGCUGUGAAAAGUCCAAACAUAAAGGUGGUGGAUGGAACAUUUGUUGAGGAACCUGGAUCCGGCGCUGUAGCUGUCAUUGAUGAUAAAACAGUGUCAGUUGGGACAUUAGAGUGGGUUCAGAGGCAUGGUGUUGGCGAUAGUUUGCUUUUGGAAACAGAUGAGGAGCUUAGGAAUAAAUCUGUGGUUUAUGUUGGAGUGAAUAAUAAGCUCGCUGGUCUUAUUUAUUUUGAGGAUCAGAUCAGAGAAGAUGCCAGGCACGUUGUUGAUUCUUUGCAUAGGCAAGGAAUCAGUGUGUACAUGCUUUCUGGGGACAAAAGGAGCACUGCUGAGUAUGUUGCAUCAAUUGUUGGAAUCCCAAAGGAUAAGGUGCUCUCUCAAGUUAAACCAGAUGAAAAGAGGAAGUUUGUAAGUGAACUUCAGGAGAAUCAAAAUGUGGUAGCUAUGGUUGGCGAUGGAAUCAAUGAUGCUGCUGCCUUGGCUUCAGCACAUAUUGGAGUUGCCAUGGGUGGUGGUGUUGGUGCUGCAAGUGAAGUAUCUUCUAUUGUAUUGAUGGGCAAUCGACUGUCACAGUUGCUUGAUGCCUUGGCGCUAAGCCAGCUAACAAUGAAAACUGUGAAGCAAAAUCUUUGGUGGGCUUUUGCAUACAACAUUGUUGGAAUUCCAAUUGCCGCUGGAACAUUACUGCCCCUUACGGGGACAAUGCUAACGCCAUCAAUUGCCGGAGCCCUUAUGGGUCUGAGUUCAAUUGGGGUGGUAACAAAUUCACUGCUCUUAAGAUUCAGAUUUUCCUUACAACAGCAGCAAGCUUACAGAUCAUCACUGCAACCGCCACCCCAUGCUGCCAUGGAUAUCAACAAUGAUCUUGCGAAGGAUCAUUCAAGAGCAAAAUUGAAGAAGCCUGAUUCUAUAACAUAGCUAAGAAUAUAUUCUGGCUCUUAUAGAUGGAAUGAGCUACAACUGUAGAAAUGUUAGAAAUUAAGGGACCCAACCCUUUUUCCUUCCUUACAUUCAAAUAAGUUAAAACCUUUUCGGCUGAUAAUCUGUAAACAACUCAAUGAUCCCUUGAUUUCUUUUUUCUUAUAGUGUAUUUCAUCUUGCUGGUGAUUGAAUUUUUUAA